CCUUGAUCCCGCGCUGCAACGGCAGCAUGGUGUGCGGAAGGACGACAGGAGCCUACAGCAGCAGCCCAGCGCUCCCCUCCUUCCCUCUCCCAGUUCCUUCACUGAGCCCGGCCAGUCAACAUGAAUAUCCGUGCCGCACUAUGGGUAGUGGUGCUGGCCGCCACCGUGGCUCUCGCAGUCGCCGCAGAUGACGACUACGAGUACGAGGAUGAAGUUGCUCCCGCCCCCGCUCCUGUAAAACCCCUCAGGCCGUCGCCGUUGCUGCGGCAAGCCAGAGGGCCUGUCAUCGGCCGACCUGCUCCCAAGUCCACAGUAACACAGAAAACUACCACAACAGAAGCACCUCCUCUGGAGUAUGAAGAAGAGGAGUUAGAAGAAGAGAUCGCAGAUGAGGAGGAGAUAGCAACUACUACUACGGAGGCGCCGAAAAGAGGAUUUAAAAACGGUGUCGUGCGACCAUUCCGCAGUAAUGCUGAUUUGAUAGAAACGCUGAAGCGACGGCGCCAGCAACACCAGGGUGGCAGCUCGGCAUUCAGCACCACCAGCACCUCAGCGCCACCACCCACUUCCGAAAAGAGCUUCAAGGGUGGACGUCGUGCCUCCAGCAACAAGAUCAGUUCAACGGCAGACCAGACCGGCAGUACUUCGGAAAGAAAGGCGACAGUGAACGGAAGGAGGUUCAGCUCCAGAGGCAGCAAGGUGACGGAGGCUCCGGUAGAGGAAGAGUCGGCAGUAGAGGAGCAGCCUUCCAGGUCCCGAUUAUUCGGGAGAGGCCGAAGGUUUUGAAUCCCUCGUACAAUCAGGUCAUCUAUCUAUGAACGCGGGAAGUAUUUAUGACAGUAAAUGUGUACAACCUCCAUCUCCUUGUUUAUUAACAUCGAAAGCAAUCGAUAACCUAGGCUACCAGAAACCAAACCCUGUUGUAAAUUCAUCCCUGUAGACAAGGAAAAUUUGUAUAGUUUUUUUAAAUAUAUAAAUGUAUUAUAAUUUAAUGUUACACUUCUUGUUUGUAAAAUAUACUGAAUUGUCAUUGUUUGUUACUAUAGCAUAUUAAAACCAAUUUUUGUAAUCUG
This is a messenger RNA of Homalodisca vitripennis (glassy-winged sharpshooter), 1073 nucleotides long. RefSeq lists its product as uncharacterized. The record is from RefSeq and is a predicted model, not a curated record. Lineage: Eukaryota; Metazoa; Arthropoda; Insecta; Hemiptera; Cicadellidae. The transcript has 3 exons. The coding region runs from base 121 to 786 and encodes 221 amino acids.